This is a messenger RNA of Funneliformis caledonium, 252 nucleotides long. The record is from the annotation of a GenBank genome assembly. Lineage: Eukaryota; Fungi; Glomeromycota; Glomeromycetes; Glomerales; Glomeraceae.
AUGGACAGCCAAUUCAAACCUGAUCCUCGGUCAGAACUUGCCUCUUUAUUAAAUGUAAAGGCAGGAAACAACAUUACGACAAAAUACCUUGGUCAACAACCCAAACAUUUCACAGAGGGCUAUCAGGGAACGCAAUUUCUCAUUACUAAGCAGAUGAUGGACAUUUGGGAAAAUCUUGAUACUAAGGUGUAUGCCAAUGGUUGGUUUAUGCUUUAUGUAGCCGAUGCCUCUGAUCUAAACACUAGCGAUGCG